Molecule: messenger RNA, 2682 nt
Organism: Parascedosporium putredinis
Lineage: Eukaryota; Fungi; Ascomycota; Sordariomycetes; Microascales; Microascaceae
Source: the annotation of a GenBank genome assembly
AUGGACUCUCCCUCGACGAGGCCGCAGCUCGCCUCGAGCGAGAUGGACCUAACAAGUUUGACUGUUGUUCUUGUCCUCGUCAUGAUACUCUCAUUUUGUAUCGAUGACUACAUUGAAGGCAGCGUUGUCGCUGCCGUCAUCCUCUUCAACAUUGUUGUUGGCUUCCAACAAGAUUACAAGGCCGAGAGCCAGAUGCAGCAGCUGCUAAGUCUCGCCUCGCCGACUUGCCGCGUAAUCCGUGAAGGCCAAGUGCAAGAAGUGAAGAGUGAAAUCAUCGUAGUGGGCGACGUUAUCUGUAUCUCCGUUGGAGACAUCGUCGCCGCUGAUGCACGUCUUCUGGAUGGAAUCAAUUUGUCCGCCGAAGAAGCCAACCUGACUGGUGAAUCUGUGCCAAUAAGCAAGCAUGCCGAAAGGGUGCUUGAUGCGGAAGAUGUCCCAUUGGGCGAUCGCAUCAACAUGAUUUAUUCGAGUACCGCCAUUACGCGCGGUCGCGGUACCGCCGUCGUGACCAGCACUGGUAUGUCUACUGAAGUCGGAAAGAUUGCUGGCAUGUUGCGAUCAAAGAAGACUGUGGACGCUGGUACUCCCCUGUCUCGAAGGGCUGCCCUCUGGUUCAAGGCCAAGGGCCGAAGCGUUCUUGGUUUCGAUGGCACGCCUCUUCAGACUAAGCUGAGCAUUUUUGCGCUCAUGCUCUUUGCUUUCGCCAUUGUUCUCGUUCUCAUUGUCUUCGCCACUGCCAAGUUUGACGUCAAGGGCCAAACCCUGCUCUACGGUAUCUGCGUCGGUGUCGCCGUGAUUCCGGAGUCUCUCAUCGCUGUGCUGACUCUCACAUUCACCGUCGCCGCUCGCGCCAUGAGCAGAGGUAACGUCAUUGUCCGAAACAAGGCCGCUUUGCAAGCCGUCGGCGGUGUAACAAACAUCUGCUCUGACAAGACGGGUACUUUGACUCAAGGCCGCAUGGUGAUGCGAAAGGCUUGGCUCCCCGAUGAUACUGAGAUUUUUGUAAAGGAUACCAUGGAUCCUUACGACCCUUUCAGCGGCAAGGUUAGCUGGAGCUCCGCGAGCGCCACCUCGAGCUCGCGAUCCACCCCAACGAUUGAGAAAGCACCAGAGCGCCCCGAUUGUUCCGAGUUUAACACUUUCUUGGAUGCGAUUGCCCUCUGCAACAAUGCAACGGUCUCGGAUGGCAAGAAUGCUGCCGAUGAUAGCGCUUCUGUGACAACGGCAGCGCUGCCCACCUCUUGGCUUGCCGUUGGUGAGCCUACAGAGAUCGCCCUUCAGGUUUUCGCCACCCGCUUUGGACGCAGCAAGCCCGAACUACUCCAGGGCAAAAUUGGUCGUCUGUUGACCGAAUUCCCGUUUGACUCUUCGUGUAAACGAAUGAGCGUAGUGUAUGAGCACUCUACCGGUACACGCAUGUUUGCCAAGGGUGCUCCCGAGGCCAUCUUGCCCCUUCUUUCGGAAACGGAUGAAGUCAAGGCACUCGUCAUGGCUAAGGCCGACGAGUUGGCCUCGGAGGGAUUCCGAGUUCUCUGUGUCGCGCAUAAGCCUAUGGAAGCUAGUGGCUCCAUUGGCGAAAGAGCGGAUGCCGAAUGUGUCUCGGUUCACAUGGUCACUGGCGAUCACAUCAAAACUGCCACGUCGAUCGCUUUCGAAGUUGGCAUUCUGUCCAAGGAUCUUCCUCCAGAGGAGGUUCGAGCCCUUGUUAUGGCGGCUUCUGAUUUCGACAAGCUGACGGAUGCCGAAAUUGACGCCAUGAAAUCACUUCCUUUGGUUAUCGCUCGAUGCAGCCCCAUGACCAAGGUUAGAAUGAUUGAGGCCAUGCGCCGACGAAAGGCUUUCUGUGUCAUGACCGGUGAUGGUGUCAACGACUCUCCCGCUCUGAAACAAGCCGACAUCGGUAUUGCUAUGGGUCUUCGUGGCAGCGACGUUGCCAAGGAGGCGUCCGACAUGGUUCUAACUGAUGACAACUUUGCCUCUAUCGUCACCGCCAUCAAGGAGGGCCGAAGGCUCUUCGACAAUGUCCAAAAGUUCCUUCUCCAUCUCUUGAUUUCCAACAUCGCGCAGGUUAUCCUGCUUCUCAUCGGCCUUGCUUUCAAGGAUAACGAGGGAAGCUCUGUUUUCCCCUUCCGUGGCGGUGUUUUCACCAUGGAUUUGAUCCGGGACAAGAUGAUUUACGGGUUCUACAUGGGCAGUCUCUGUCUCGCAGCAUUCACCUCCGUCGCCUACGGCGUUGCUGGCCCCAAUCAACUUGGUGAGGGUUGCAAUGAUGGCUACAACGAUAGCUGCGCAGUCGUCUUCCGGGCUCGGUCAACCACCUAUGCAACAUUGAGCUUCCUGCUCCUCGUCACGGCCUGGGAAGCCAAGCAUUUCACUCGAAGCCUGUUCGCCAUGAACCCAGAGCUCUGGACUGGUCCUACCUCUGUUUUCAAGACCGUGUGGAGGAACAGAACUCUCUUCUGGGCUGUUGUUGUCGGGUUCCUCUCGACGUUCCCCGUCAUUUACAUCCCAGUAGUCAACCGCGCUGUUUUCAAGCACGACAUGAUUACUUGGGAAUGGGGUAUUGUCGCCGCAUGUGUGGUGACUUAUCUUGCCCUCGUCGAGGCAUGGAAAGCUGUCAAGAGGAGGUUCGGGCUUGGCAUCCCCGAUAGAGUAAGCUCAGGUGUCAAGCAGGACGCUUAA